Messenger RNA from Cynoglossus semilaevis (tongue sole), 1594 nucleotides. RefSeq names its product short chain dehydrogenase/reductase family 42E, member 1 (gene sdr42e1). The transcript has 4 exons. Gene Ontology annotation, molecular function: oxidoreductase activity, acting on the CH-OH group of donors, NAD or NADP as acceptor. The coding region runs from base 139 to 1392 and encodes 417 amino acids. Gene Ontology annotation, biological process: steroid biosynthetic process. The record is from RefSeq and is a predicted model, not a curated record. NCBI's taxonomy places the organism in Eukaryota, Metazoa, Chordata, Actinopteri, Pleuronectiformes, Cynoglossidae.
AAGAACUUCCGGUCUGUUUCCGGGUUUCUUCGGCUACAACGCAUCUAUAGGAUGUUAAAUUAAAUGUUAUUCAACCACUUUUAGAUUCAUUUUUAGCCAGCAUAUGUUGCCGUCGUCACUGAGUGCUAACAUUUCUUUAUGAUCACACAGCCUUUGUUAAGUGUUGUUUGCGCAUGUCAGAAGAACACGCAAGGGAUCGUGGCGCUUUUGCUGAAUAGUAUAGGUUCUUCCACGAUGGAGAACACAUGUACCGACACGUUCCUCAUCACAGGGGGUUGUGGAUAUUUCGGUCACCGCCUGGCCUGCUCCCUGCAUAAACAAGGAGCCCAUGUUAUUCUGUUCGACACCAAUGCUCCAACCCAAGAAGUACCAGAUGGCAUUGUGUUUGUGCAGGGUGACAUACGCAUCUAUGACCAAGUUGAGCAAGCCAUGAUGGGUGUGGAUUGUGUUUUCCACAUUGCAUCUUACGGCAUGUCUGGCAGAGAGCAACUGAACCGACAACUUAUAGAGGCCGUCAAUGUUCAAGGGACACGCAACGUCCUAAAGGCCUGUGUUGAGUGCAAAGUGCCCAGGCUUGUGUACACCAGCACCUUCAACGUGGUGUUCGGAGGGCAGACGAUAGAGAAUGGCGAUGAAAGCCUCCCGUAUCUGCCUCUCCAUCUCCACCCAGACCACUACUCCAGAACUAAGUCCCUCGCUGAGAUGGCUGUGCUGAAAGCUAAUGGUGCAACAUUGAAGGACAACUGCGGGCUGCUGAGAACCUGUGCACUGCGUCCAGCGGGAAUCUACGGUCCAGGGGAACAGAGGCACCUACCUCGUAUAGUUAGGUAUAUAGAAAAGGGGAUCUUCAGGUUUGUUUAUGGUAAACCCAACAGCCUGGUAGAGUUUGUUCAUGUGGACAACCUGGUGUCAGCUCAUGAGCUCGCUGCAGAGGCACUGGCACCAAAAAAGCAACACCGCUCCGCUGGCCAGGCCUACUUCAUCUCAGAUGGCCGACCCGUCAAUAAUUUUGAAUUCUUCAGACCUCUGAUUGAGGGCUUGGGCUAUUCCUACCCAAAACUGCGUCUCCCAAUCUCACUCAUCUACUUUUUUGCUUUUCUCACUGAAAUGGUGCACCACCUUAUUGGCCCCUGGUAUAAUUUUCAGCCACUUCUGACUCGUACGGAAGUGUACAAAACUGGUGUGACACAUUAUUUCAGCAUGUCAAAAGCCAAAGCAGAGCUGGGUUAUGAACCUCAGGAGCACAGCCUGGACGAGGUGGUACACUGGUUUAGAAGUAGAGGUCAUGGGAGAAAAGCCCACAACUCCUUCAGUCGCUUUCUCCUUAACCUGUUUUUUGUGGCUGCCUUUGUUGCUGCAGCUCUGUCUUUUCUUCCAGUUGUCGGAGGUUAAAAAGGAGCCACAGGGUUUUCAUUCAAUCAAACAUUUUCAGCAAUGUAUGAAAAUGUGUUCCGUAAAUUGCAGUUUUAUAAAAUGUCAUUAUUGACAGCUGCUUAGAAACAGAUGAUUCAGUGUAAAAUAAGAACAAUUGUUUUUUAAAAUCCAGGAUAUUAAUUUAUCUUCUAAUUUCUAUUAUUUCCUGACCAAAUGAAAA